UCUCAGUUCUAAUACGCCCAUGGGAGGGUUGGUUGCCCAUUGAGGUAAAACCUUCAAUAGUGGGUAUAAUUUUGAACAUUUUGGGCUAAGAGCAGUAAAGUUAAUACGUAAACGAUGCAAAUUGAUAAUUCAGAAACAAGCAUAUGUUUAAAGUGAUUUUAGAGUAUUAUGUUACCAACCUCUGGUAGCUACAACCGAUUAGAUGGCCCACAACCUCUUUUCCGCAUCCGAUUUGGCAAAAUUGCCAUAGCCGUUGUGAGUCUUGCCCUGGGCAGUUUUUUAUUUUGUGUUAUUUGGUCGCUAUUGUUCGAGUUUGAAAGUUCUACUUCCACGCACUGUGAUGUACAUAAUUAUUUGCCCUCCAUAUCAUCGGCCAUAGGAAGUUAUGAACCGCAAAAAACAGUUUGGCGAUUGGCAAUAACACUGCAAUUGCCCGCUCGGAUUGUGGUAUCGAAAAUGUAUAUGCAAUACUAUAAAGAUACGAUCCGGCGAAAUCGUCGUGUAUAUGCUGUUAUUGCUUGCUUGUUAAAUAUGUCUGAAAAUUUAGCUUUGCUAAGUUUAUCGUUGUGGACAUCCAUGGACAACUAUCGGAUUCAUAGAAACUCCUUCGUUGUUUUUAUUGCAUGCAGUGAGGUUUAUAUGCUUAUUUCUUAUUUUCUCAACAAAAAUGGCCGUAAAGUACCACUCUUACCGAUGGAAGAAAAAUCAUUGAUGUACAAAAGAAAUUUAUUUAUAACAAACGUCACUGCAUUUAUUUUAGCCGGCUAUUGUUUCCUGCGGCAUAAUUCGUUGUGCGAGGCAGGCGUAUAUACUUUCUUUGCGCUUUUCGAGUAUAUUGUAGUGCUGACGAAUAUGGCUUACCAUAUGACUGCUUACUGGGACUUUCAUGCCAUGCAUGUUACUUUUGAUUGGGAGAGAGGACUUUAUUUAUCACAAUUUUAAUUAAAAUUACAUUGUAUUAGAAUAAUUUAUGUACUAUUGUCGAAGCUUUGUGUUAGCUUUAAUGUAAUUUUAGAUCGGAACUUUACUUAACUUUAUAAAGCGCAAACUUUUUGUUUUACUCAAACAUUCGCAGGAAAUAAAUUUAAAUCAUUGCGUUCCAGGUGCUCACGAAAUUCA
Messenger RNA from Rhagoletis pomonella (apple maggot), 1119 nucleotides. Its product is annotated as post-GPI attachment to proteins factor 2-like. The record is from RefSeq and is a predicted model, not a curated record. Gene Ontology annotation, cellular component: endoplasmic reticulum membrane; Golgi membrane. The coding region runs from base 169 to 942 and encodes 257 amino acids. The transcript has 2 exons. Gene Ontology annotation, biological process: GPI anchor biosynthetic process. Lineage: Eukaryota; Metazoa; Arthropoda; Insecta; Diptera; Tephritidae.